AUGGACGGUAGUAAAGCAGGCUAUUUGUGGAAUCCUGGUUUGGAGUUCGGAGUGUGUGCAGCCAUAGACAGCGGAGGAAAAAAGGCAGUACAACAACUAAAGCUGUUCGAUACCGUCCGAAGGAAACCAGAUCCUCUCUCAGUAGCAAACAGAUGCCAUGAGGCCAGACCAGAGCCAGCAGGACUGGACCGGGGAGAAGCACAGACCACCUCAGGGCGGGUCAGGNGGGCGGGGUGGCGGUGCUGCCCGCAGAGGCGCUCACCGCCCGCCAACCUCUGCUUUCUCUUCCCAGUGCCCGGGGUUGCCGAGUUCGCCGCCUCCUUCAAAAGCCCCAUUACAAGUUCUCCUCCCAAGUGGAUGGCUGAAUUAGAAAAUGACGAUAUUGAUAUGUUGAAGGAGUUGGGGAGCCUCACUACAGCUAACCUGAUGGAAAAGGUUCGUGGCCUGCAGAACCUGGCUUAUCAGCUGGGACUGGAUGAAUCUAGAGAAAUGACUCGAGGGAAAUUCCUGAACAUCCUUGAGAAACCCAAGAAGUAGCUGCAUCUAGCAUUUGGAUGAAAAUAUCCCAACUAGGUAAUUUUUUGUACUGUGGAUCCAGAUGAAGCCCAGAAAGUCUAAGAAGAACAAAGCUCUUGCUCUAGACCUUCAGAAGCAACAUCUCUUUUUGCUUCCACAGCUCAUCUCUUUAUGGAGGAAAUGUACCAUAAGCACAGUUCUCAAGGACUGCAGUUGGUUGCAUUGGAAUUUGGACUUCAUCUGACCAUAGGAUGUCCAACAGGAGGACUUGGCCCUGACAUGCUGUGACACAGCUACCUGUUUCAAUCAGCAGCUCAAAGUGAACAGCCAGUGUCCUUACUCAGCUGCUCUCAGGAGGCAGCCUGUUUGAAGUACACAGCAGAUCUGACACUGGCCCAGUGUCCAUCAUGAGGCCUUGACCCUUUUGUGUGUCUUUUGUCUUCAAUGCAUUGAUUUCCUGUGUGUGACAUCGGUGCCAAAGGAUUCGAGGUGUGGAUUGACCAAGAGCACUGGCUCAGCAGGAGCAUAUGCUUUUAGUGUAGCAGCUGAGUGCAGUCUCUGCAUUAGGUUCCAGUUGCUCACUGCCUUUAGAGAAGCACCUCUGGUGCUCCGAGGAAGACCUCCAGACCUUUGGUGUGCCGGGAGCUUCAUUUCACCGCUAAAUGAUUCUCUAAGUGAAAUUGAAACUAACAGACCACAGGGAGUAAGAAGUGUGUCUCAGGGAAGAUAUCCUCACAGAAGCUUUGGCCAGUACACAAGGAAACAGCUUUGUCAGUCCUCUGCAAUUCUUUGCUUCUUGCAGGGCAGAAACUGGAAAGAGUUAUAAAGUGUAAAGAUGGUAAUGUUUUCAGUUAUCACUCCAACAAGUGGCAACAGGACUGUUAGCCACAUUGUGAUGAUGGCUGUACAUGGUCUCAGCAUCUAUGAAAAUAAUGUUUUGUGGUAUUUUUAAUUGCUUAUAAACCAGCACCUCAAAAUCUUCUUCUCCUACAAAACCAGAAUUUUUAAGAUAGAAACUUCUCUGAGCUGCUCCCUUUCAGAACACUGUGAUUACAGUUUAAUGCCUUUUUCUUCUGUUCAUGCACUCUUACACAUUUCCCCCCUUGGAAGAGGUACAGAGCAUGUUCAGACUUUUUGUUUUAUUUAAGAGAAUAAUUUUUUUCAUUCCAUCCUCUUUCCUUUUCCUAGAAAACAACAGUUUAAACAUUAGUAAAUAUAUUCUUUUUUAGGAUACAACAUAAAUACAAUAAAUAUGUUGAAACAUAACAUAACAUGAUGUUAUUUUUACCAUGCAGGCUUUUCAAAACGUGUCAUUUCUCAGGCUGUAGUCACAUAUGAGAGAAGAAAUUAUUUGGAAAUAGUACAUGUAACAGGCUGUCCUUACAGCAGUGCAUUUUUCUGGCUUUGCAGGGAGAGGAGGCUCUUUCUGGGUGCAUGUGCAAUAAAGAGGGGAAGGUUGUUUGUUUUUUUAAAUCAAAUAGACUUCUGAGUUUUACUGAAUUGAUGGUGAUUGCGGUCUGUGGUUUUGGUUAUUGCCAGUCAGAACUAGGCUUGUUUGGGACAGCUCCAGUUAACUAAGUAGUUAAAUCAUACAUCCUGGAAAGACCCUGCACAAAUUUAGAAAUAUCAGGAGCCUGAUUUAAGACUUAACAGAGUUAUUUCUGUCCUUCACAGUUUAUGCAGGGCUGAGCUUAACAGGAACUCCGUCCCUUGAGAACAUGAGAAUUAAGACAGAUGAAAGAGAAGAGAAGCUGAAAGUGGUAGUUCAGAACAAAAAAAACCAGUGGUGCAAACUGAUGUUGAUGUAGCUUUAAGCAUUGAAUUACAGAUUUGAAAUGCAAAUUUAAGUUUGUAUAUUAUAUAUGUAAUAUAUGUACACAUAUAUGACAUAAUGGGAUACUUCAUCUGUAUCACCAGUAUUAUUUUGUGCAUUUUAUAGAGGUUUCUUGGUCCAACACAUUAAGGAAUUGAGAUCUAAAAGGAGGAUGGAUGAAAGCUUAUCCUGGAAGUAUAUGUGUAUUUUCUGAUAUGUGCAGUAGGAAAUUUCAAACUCUAGGUACUUUUUUUUUUAGUUUAGUAACAUACAUAUAUUUUAAAAAAAAAUCCUUUUAUUAUACACAGUAAUCAUCUUCUGUAGGGCAGCCAUUAACAUAUGCUUUAGAAUUGUAGUAUUUUUUGGUUUUGUGCUUAUCAUAUGUAGAGAUGAGUCAAUUAUGUUAUUUUUUUAUUGGCAAUAUUUAUAUGUAUUUUUGUGUGGUUUUUUGCUUUUUGGUUUAAUAAUAUGCAAUUGCAAACCUCAAAGCUUUGUCUGGGUUUCCAAAAUAGGCCUCUGAGAUGCAAAAGCUUUUGCUUGGCCACUUAGACAAUAUUAUUCUUCAGGCUCUUCUUUACUUACCUGCAUGACACCACCUCAGGGUUUAGCCUGUGGAUAUUCCAUUCCCAUCAGUAAAUAAAUAUCUAUCAAUA
Messenger RNA from Cyanistes caeruleus (blue tit), 2982 nucleotides. Lineage: Eukaryota; Metazoa; Chordata; Aves; Passeriformes; Paridae. The record is from RefSeq and is a predicted model, not a curated record.